Myotis lucifugus (little brown bat) is the source of this 1842-nucleotide messenger RNA. RefSeq names its product alpha-fetoprotein-like. The coding region runs from base 1 to 1842 and encodes 613 amino acids. Gene Ontology annotation, molecular function: zinc ion binding; fatty acid binding. Gene Ontology annotation, cellular component: blood microparticle; cytoplasm. The transcript is spliced from 14 exons. Lineage: Eukaryota; Metazoa; Chordata; Mammalia; Chiroptera; Vespertilionidae. Gene Ontology annotation, biological process: transport. The record is from RefSeq and is a predicted model, not a curated record.
AUGAAGACUGUUAGAUUCACAUAUUUUCUUGCUUUCUUCAGCUACAUUAAAGGUCAAACUCUUCAGAGAAGUUUACUAGAUGCAGCCAUGCAGCACUCUAAUAGCCAGAAUUAUCUGGAGGAGAACUUAAGAGACAUCAUUAGCAUUAUGGUUGCUCAGUUUCUUCAGAAAUCCACUUAUGAAGAAGUACAAACCAUAGUUGAAGAGUUACUAGAUUUUGCAGAGAAAUGCAAGAGCCUCAAGCUACAUGAGUCACCUCUAGAAUGCUCUUACCAGUUGAUGACCACCUUCUUAGAGCAUAUAUGUAAUAACCAAGGAAUGGUUGACAAACAUGUAUUUUCUGACUGUUGCAAUGUAAAUAACACAGCAAGACACAAGUGCUUCCUAUUAAAUAAAAAAGAUGAUGAUAAUUACAGGGAAAUAUUGCAAAUUCCAAAUCUUGAGCAGAUCUGUGAGGUGAACAAAGGGAAUCAAGUGUUAGUGAAGAAGAGGUAUAUUUAUGAAACUUCUAGAAAGCAUCCAUUCUUGUAUGGACCCACUAUUCUGACCAUGUCUGCUUGCUAUGAAACAGCUGUUCAGUCAUGUUGCCAAGAAGAAAAUAAAACUGAAUGCUUCCAGAUAAAGCUACAACCCAUCAGAAAAUACAUGAGAGAAAUAUCUUUGAGGCAUCACCAUUUAUGUGAAAUUGGGACUAAAUUCAACCACAAAGUAGCCAAAGCAGUGGAAUUGGUUCUGUUGACUAAAAAACAACCUAAAGCUAACUUUUCUGAAAUUGCCAAACUGGCUGCUGAUAUUAAAAAUCUUCAUCAGACCUGUUGUGAAGGAAAUGCAGUAGCAUGUGUAUUUGGCAGGAGCCAGCUUAUGAACUAUACCUGCUCUAAACAGGCUCUCCUAUCCAGCAAGAUCACUCCAUGCUGUGCACUGCCAGUGCCAUUCAGAGGGGAAUGCAUUAUCAACUCUGAAAAUGACAAUAAACCUCAUCUCUCAUCCCUGCCACUCAGCAGGUUUACGGAAGAUCGAUUUGUAUGCAAACAAUUCACUGACAAGCAGGAUGAUUUUCUACAAGAGUUUCUUUAUGAAUAUUCAAGAAGACAUCCAGAGUUGGCAGUUCCAGUGAUUUUAAGAGUGGAUUCAGUGUAUCAAAAGUUAUUGGAAAAAUGCUGUAAAUUAGAAAAUCCUCUGGAAUGCUAUAGCCAUGGGAAAGAAAUGUUCCAACGAGUGGUUCAUGAAAGCCACGAGCACGUUAAAAAUCAUUGUGAUUUACAUGAGAAAUUAGGAGAUAGUAACUUCCAUGACAGGCUCCUGGUCCAUUAUACUAAGAAAGCCCCACAACUAUCUGCUCAAGAGUUGGUUAUGUUCACAAAGAACAUGGCAGCUGCCGCCACCAAAUGUUGCCCUCUGAGUGAUGAACAGCAGUUUGUCUGCAUGGAGGACGCGGCUAAGCUAAUUCUUGGAGCUUUAUGCAGAAGACAUGAGACACAGCCUAUCAAUGCCGGUGUGGGUCACUGUUGUGAUGAUUCUUAUGCCUUCAGAAAGCUAUGCUUUGAUGAUCUGCACAUUGAUGGAACCUAUAUUUCUCCACUUUUAUCCUGUGACCAAAUCAUCAGCCUUAAAGAGGACUUGUGCAAAGCUCAAGAGGAGGAAAUACAAAUUGAAAAGCAAAAGCUCCUCAGCAACCUUGUGAAACAGAGACCAUAUGCAACAGAGAUGCAGUUCCAACCAAUUAUUGUGGAUUUUACUCAGCUGGUGAAAAUGUGCUGCCAAGCAGAAAAACGUGAAACAUGUUUCCAAGAAGAGGAGUCCAAACUGAUAGAAAAGUGCCGGUCUCUCUUGGGAGGCUAA